GCGCCACUUUGUAAUCAGCCCAUUGACUCACUACCUGGGUUCCUGAUUGUUUACUCCACGCCAUUACGGCCCCUAGAAAUCCUGCUUCAUUCCUCCAGCACAUCCUCGAGCAGUGACAUACAGCAUGGGCUCAGCAGGCAUCGGCGAGCGCGGCAUCCGCAUCGCCAUUGACCGUGGAGGUACAUUCACCGACUGCGUAGGCAAUCCAGGCACAGGCAAGAUGGAAGACGAUAUUGUUAUCAAGCUGCUUUCGGUCGAUCCCUCUAAUUAUGACGACGCGCCCCUCGAAGGCAUCCGCCGCCUACUGUCCAAAUUCACCGGUAAAGAAAUCCCUCGUGGUGAGCCGCUAGACACCUCCAAGAUUGAGAGCAUACGCAUGGGCACCACUGUUGCGACAAACGCCCUGCUGGAACGCAAGGGCGAGGACAUAGCCAUGGUGGUGACAAAAGGCUUCAAAGAUUGCUUGGAGAUUGGAAACCAAUCGCGACCGAAUAUCUUCGCAUUGGAUAUAAGAAAGCCGGAGGUCCUAUACAAGAAGGUGGUGGAGAUAGACGAGCGAGUCACCCUUGAAGACUAUGCUGAAGAUCCAGAGCGAACACAGACCGAGGCCAAGUCAAUAGAUGAGGCAGGCGAGGAUGCAGAGCUCGUCAAGGGCAUGUCCGGUGAGACGGUGCGCAUAUUACAAAGACCCGCCGAGGAAACUAUACGGAAGCAGCUUCAAGAGGUGUACGAUAGUGGCCUGCGGAGUAUUGCUGUGUGCCUGAUGCAUGGCUAUACCUACAACAACCAUGAGGCAUUGGUCGGCAAGAUCGCAAAAGAAAUCGGGUUCGAGCACGUUAGCUUGAGCCAUGAACUCAUGCCCAUGAUCAAGCUAGUACCAAGAGCAACUUCUGCAUGUGCCGAUGCGUAUUUGACACCGGCGAUACGAAAGUACAUCGAGGGCUUCUCGAAAGGCUUCGAGGGAGGACUUGGUACGAAGAGUGUCAAACAAGAGAGCGGUUCCAAGGGCGCGAGGUGCGAGUUCAUGCAGUCGGAUGGUGGUCUAGUCGACGUCGACAUAUUCUCUGGUUUGAAGGCCAUCCUUUCAGGCCCGGCGGGUGGUGUGGUGGGCUAUGCGCUCACAUCGUAUGACCCAGAAACUCAGAUUCCGGUUAUAGGCUUCGAUAUGGGCGGCACUUCGACAGACGUAAGUAGAUAUGGAGCGGGAAGAUACGAUCAUGUUUUUGAAACCACCACCGCCGGCGUGACAAUUCAAUCUCCUCAACUCGAUAUCAACACUGUUGCCGCGGGUGGAGGUUCGCGCUUGUUCUGGAAGAAUGGACUGUUCGUCGUUGGUCCGGAGUCGGCGAGUGCACACCCCGGACCAGCAUGUUAUCGCAAGGGUGGUCCAUUGACUAUCACCGAUGCUAAUCUGUUUCUCGGACGUCUACUUCCCGACUUCUUCCCAAAAAUAUUUGGCAAGAACGAAGACGAAGGCUUGGAUGCGGAGGCAAGCGAGAAGCUGUUCAAGGAAUUGGCAGAGCAAAUCAACAAAGAGGUCGCAGGAGACAAUAAGGAGAAGGAGAUGUCGCUGGACGACAUAGCUAAUGGAUUCAUAAAGAUCGCGAACGAGACGAUGACACGGCCCAUUCGAAGUUUGACGGAAGCACGAGGUCACGAUACGUCAAAACACAGACUUGCAACUUUUGGUGGCGCUGGUGGCCAGCAUGCAGUAGCAAUCGCAGAGGCCUUGGGAAUCUCCCAGAUCCUGGUCCAUCGCUAUUCUUCCGUCCUAUCGGCAUAUGGCAUGGCGCUUGCAGAUGUCGUAGAUGAGCGACAAGAGCCAGAGUCAAAGGUGUGGUCGGACGAUAAGCCGACACGCGAAUAUCUACAAAGCAAGAUGAAAGAUCUCAAGUCGAAGUCCAUCGCUAGGUUGAAAGAUCAAGGGUUUGAUGCAGAUCAGAUCAAGUUUGAAGAAUAUCUCAACUUGCGAUAUCGUGGCACCGAGUCCGCUCUGAUGAUCAUUAAGCCUACCAAGGAGGAGGCCGAGAAGGAGUUUGGAGGUGACGAUUGGGCAUUCCACAAGGCUUUUAUCAAACAGCAUGAACAGGAAUUUGGUUUCACGCUUCCAGACCGUGACAUCAUUGUAGACGACGUCCGCGCAAGGGGCAUCGGUAAGACCUUCGAGGGUUUGGAGAAGACGGUCGACCAGCAACUCAAAGAGAUCAAGCCUAAGGAUCUUCAGAAAGGGGACAAAGUGUACGCCACACGUAAGGUGUUCUUUGAAGGCGGUCGGCAGGACACGGCGAUCUACAAGCUCGAGGAUCUGAACACAGGCGACCGUAUCAAUGGACCCGCUAUCAUUGCAGAUGGUACCCAGACGAUAGUGGUUACUCCGGAGGCGUCAGCAUUGAUCAUAGACACACAUGUUGUUAUCAACAUUGGAGAAAGUGAUAUUCAGGAUAAGAAGAUUGACACAAAGGAGGUUGACCCAAUCCUUCUUAGCAUCUUCGCCCAUCGCUUCAUGGCCAUCGCCGAACAGAUGGGACGUGCCCUCCAGAAGACGAGCGUGUCCACUAAUGUCAAAGAGCGCCUUGACUACUCGUGCGCACUUUUUGACGCUGAUGGUGGGCUGGUCGCUAACGCACCCCAUCUUCCCGUACACUUGGGCAGUAUGUCGACUUGCGUUCGCAAACAGUCAGCCAUAUGGAAAGGCAAGCUUAAGAAAGGUGACGUUCUCGUCUCUAAUCACCCUAUGUUUGGCGGCACUCAUCUGCCCGAUAUAACCGUCAUCACCCCCGCCUUCAGCGGUGACGAGAUCAUCUUCUAUGUCGCUUCGCGUGCCCAUCACGCUGACAUAGGAGGCAUUCUACCUGGUAGUAUGCCUCCUGCCAGUCGAGAGCUUUUUCAAGAGGGCGCUCAGAUCAAGUCCGAGAAGCUCGUAUCGGAAGGACACUUCAAUGAGAAGAGAAUCACCGAGUUGCUGUACGAUGAGCCGUCCCAAUACCCUGGCUGCUCAGGAACCCGGUGCCUCAGCGACAAUAUCAACGAUCUCAAGGCACAGGUCGCUUCCAACCAAAAAGGCAUCAAUCUCAUCAGCACCCUGAUGUCCGACUACGGCGAGGAAGUCGUCAAGUUCUAUAUGACGAACAUCCAAGCCAACGCCGAGUCGAGCGUGCGCAGCCUCCUCAAAGACGUGUACAAGCGCUUCGAAGGCCAGGACCUCUCAGCCGAGGAAUUUAUGGACGACGGAUCCCCCAUCCGCCUCAAAGUAACCAUCGACCCCGACAAAGGGGAAGCAGUCUUUGACUUCACCGGCACAGGCCCAGAGGUGUAUGGCAACAUCAACGCCCCCGAAGCAGUCACCUACUCGGCGAUAAUCUACUGCCUCCGCUGCCUCAUCAGCGAAGACAUCCCGCUCAACCAAGGCUGCCUCAAGCCCAUCCACGUCUUGAUCCCAAAGAAAUCCUUCCUCUCCCCGUCCGACAACGCCGCCGUCGUCGGCGGUAACGUCCUCACCUCCCAACGCGUCACCGACGUCGUCCUCAAAGCCUUUCGCGCCUGCGCCGCGUCCCAGGGCGACACAAACAACCUCACUUUCGGCUUCGGCGGGCAGUCCGCCGGUGAAAAGGCAAAGAAAGGGUUCGGCUACUACGAGACCAUCGCGGGCGGGUCGGGCGCGGGGCCCACGUGGGAGGGCACCAGCGGCGUGCACACGCACAUGACCAACACGCGCAUCACGGACAGCGAGGUCUUCGAGCGGCGGUACCCCGUGCUGCUGCGUGAAUUCGGGCUGAGGUCAGGGUCCGCCGGCGUGGGCGCCCACAACGGCGGCGAGGGCGUUGUCCGCGACAUCGAGUUCCGCAUCCCCGUCCAGGUCUCCAUUCUCUCGGAGCGCCGCGUGUACCACCCCUACGGUAUGGCGGGCGGCGGGGAGGCUGCGUGCGGGCUGAAUAUCUGGGCGCGCAAGGUCGAUCGGAGGAGUCUGGAUGAGAACUCGGAUAUGCAGCAGGACGAUGAGGGGGAUGGGGCGAAGACGAGCGGGGCGGUGGAGGCGCUGGUCGAAAAGCAGAAGGAGAUUGAGGCUGGAGAGGAGGAUGUCGAGUUCAGGUAUAUCAAUCUUGGGGCAAAGAACACGGCGAGUAUGAAGCCAGGAGAGCGGAUUAUUAUAUACACACCUGGAGGGGGUGCGUGGGGGGAGGCGGGUACGGAGAGUAAAGCUGUGAAGAAAGACGAUCCGAGGGCAGCGUGGAGAGGCGGAAGUGUGAGCGCAAGACACCAGACGGCGGAGGCGAGCGCGUGAGCCAGACUCGGCAUAAUGCCGCUCUCGUUGGAUGGUGAGCACCGCCAAUAGGGUCUUAGGUCCAAGUUAUGAACUCGUAUACCAGCCUAAGUCACUUCAGAGACAAUGAUGAAAUGGCCAACUGGCGAAGGUUUCAGGCUACAUGCGGUCUUCACGUGUCUACGGG
Molecule: messenger RNA, 4448 nt
Organism: Paraphaeosphaeria sporulosa
Lineage: Eukaryota; Fungi; Ascomycota; Dothideomycetes; Pleosporales; Didymosphaeriaceae
Exons: 3
Coding region: 125-4282 (1385 amino acids)
Biological process (GO): glutathione metabolic process
Cellular component (GO): cytosol
Molecular function (GO): 5-oxoprolinase (ATP-hydrolyzing) activity
Source: RefSeq, a predicted model, not a curated record